GAGUUCCGUCCCUAGUGGUCCAAAAGCCAGGUUCCUUUUGGUAGUUAGUUGGUAAUAGCCAGGCCCUAAUGUAGCUGUUUAGUUGUUAGCCUUAUGACCAGUGGCUUUUUAUGUUCUAUAUGCAUUCUGUAUCCGGUUUCCAUGACUAACUAAUGGCACCUACCUACCUACCUACCUACCCCCCUCAAAUGACCUCAAAGGCCAAAGUUCAAUUGGUGGGGCUGGGAAUAAUACGUGUAUAUGAAUCUAUUAUUCUUUCUAUUCGGUGCAGUUUCAUUCGUAAUGACAGCUUGCACUCGCUGACUGGAAAUAAUAAUGGACGUGCCACUAAUUGCAGGUCUAUAAAUCGGAAUACUAUAUACCAGAUACUAGACCUUUUCUGUCACAACCCAAGAGUCUGCCAAAAACAAAAUUCGCAUCAUCAGAGAGAGAGUAGGGGUUUAGUCAUCAUUUCCCCUAAAUCAAAAUUCUUCUACAGGUUUUCAAGGCCUAUAAAUAGGCCCAUUUUCUCGGAAGGCAAAGAGUACAUCAAUUAAAUGUGUUUAUCCCAAAAUGAAGUAACUUUUUGAAACAAUAUUUCUUGCCUGUUAUCCCCUCUUAUAUAUAGCUAUAUGUUUUCAUUUGAAGAGUAUAUAAUUUAUUCAUUCAAACGAGCACUUUGUUAAUCUCUCCCGAGAGCUAAAAAUAAGCAAGAAAAAAGGGGGAAACUAUAAAAAAAAACACUGCGCCUUUUUUUGCGCCGAGCCUUAUCGCGGAUCACUGACACAACCCCUAACACAUGACACAGAUUCCAUUUGCGUAGUAUAGCCCUCCAGGUUAUCUCCGAUCUUUCACACACUCCUCGACUGUCGACUGUCGAGAGUUAAGAGUUUGCAAUUAAAUGGGAAGAGAAUCUGAAAAUCUGAGAAUCUGAACUUUUUCAUGAACUUGAAAAGAUUAGGCGAUUGCCUCGAGGGCCACUCCUGGGGGUCGAUACUCUGUGGAGAGGAGCGGAAAUCGUAUUUCCACUUAGAUCUCUGGUGGUGUAAACAGCGGAAAGUUUCUCAGUUCUUGAGAACUGGCAAUUUGUUUAAUUUAAUUGAUUAUUAGGGCCAUUAGUGGCAGAGGCAGGCAGAGUCAGAGGCAGGGUGCUGGCGCACUAAAAAAGCUUAAAAAAUCGUUAAAAACUAAAUGUGUCAUCUGAGGCUUUAACAGUCAAUAGCCGCUGAGUGCACUCGUUCCAUAAUAAACAGAUGUUUCGUUGCAAAUAUUUAUAAAAAUUGUUUGCAUCAUAUUUGUUACUGGGUUAAGUCGAUUAGGCUAAGCCGCCUUCGUUGUUGUUUCUGCAAAUACUGAGAACUGAGCGCUUUAUCGAAAGCCUAAAGGCGGGAGUAUCUUAUCGGCCUUAUCAGUGCUAAACCGAGAGUCCCCAUCCACUCACACUCUAGUGCUCUAUAUAUAUAUAUAUAUUUGUAUAUUAAAGUAAUAACAAUUGUGUGUCACACAACUCACACACACGCCCACUCGGUGGCGGAGAGUAGUGCACAAUAGAAUUGAUUACAAUCGUUUAAUGGCAAUUGGUACACCAUUCCGUCGCAGUCCACCGAGGAAAGAGCACGUCUAAUUGAAAUUAUUAUAAUACACACAUAUACCCAGCACCCAGCCGCGUUUCAAAUGUUGCGAAGAACGUUGCGAAAAUCUCGGAAGCACCGGGUUCUCUGGAUUAAAGAUAUUGAUAUAACCGACCCAACAACAUCCAGUGUUAUCCUAACCGCUGCGACUCCCGAUAGUCCGAGCGGUAGUAAGACCCCCGCCAAUGCCAACAUGAUACCCGAGACCACCCAGCCCGAUCAGCUCCAGUCACAGUCACAGUUACAGUCACAGCCACAGUCGCUGUCGCAAACUCAAACACAGUCACAGCUCCAGGAUAAUCCGCUCCUGGACACUCCACAGAAUCCCCAGCAGCAAACGCAGCCGGAGGAGAAGGAGGAGAAGCAGGCGGAUGCCAAGUCCGAUGAGAGCAGUGCUGGCGACAGGCGCGACUCCAUCACCGAGGAGAUCACGAUUACGACCACCACCACCACCAGUACUCUGAGCACCAAGCUACUGACCAUCCAGGAAGCCGCCGGCACCCUCGAACAGAGCAGCCUAUCCAAAUCGUCGUCCUCCAAACAGAUCGCUUCCACGACAGCCGGUGGAUCGCCGCCCAGCAGUGCCCGUCUCUCGCCAAAGCAGCGGCAUGACUCCAGCGGCAGCAGUCCUAGCCUAGGACAAACUGCCACUUCCACGAGUCCGUGCGCCACUUCCAGUCCCCUGAAUGCCUCCUCCCAGGGCGCCACGCCCAGCAUAAAUAUCGUGUCCAGCGACUCGAACCGGGAUCAGCAGCCACUCCAGUCGCAGAGCGUCGACUCGAACGGGUUCAGCGGCGCUCCGAGCGGCGGCGGAUGCCUCACGGAUAGCCCCAGCAGCCGCAAGAGCUCCACCAGUUCCAAGGGGAAGGCGAGCCAGCCCAAGUUGUCCACCUCCAGCAGCGGACGUGAUGAGCAGGACAUCUCCCAGCACCGGCUGAGCGACCUCACUCCCCACGAGCUGAGCCUCCUGCGCGUCGACAGGGAGCAGCAGGUGACCAGCAGCAGUUCCACCUCCAACGAGAAGCCGGCCAAGCCCUCACGGCUCUCGGAGCGGGCCAAGAAGAAGUCCUGGUACAACGUCAUCUAUCCCAACUACAAGUCACGGGCCGAGGACUUUAAGAAGCUCUUCAAGGAUGUGCCCAACGAUGAGCGUCUGAUUGUGGAUUAUUCGUGUGCCCUGCAACGUGAUAUUUUAGUCCAGGGUCGAUUGUAUGUGUCACAGAACUACGUCUGCUUCCACGCCAACAUAUUCUCGUGGGAGACAUUCCUGAGCAUCAAGUGGAAGGAUGUAACGGCCAUUACCAAGGAGAAGACGGCCUUGGUGAUACCCAAUGCCAUUUCGAUAGCCAGCGGCAAGGACAAGUACUUCUUUGCCACGUUCACCUCGAGGGACAAGAGCUUCUUGAUGCUCUUCCGUGUCUGGCAGAACACGCUGAUGAACAAGCAGUUCUCGCCACAGGAGAUUUGGAAGUAUGUGCAUAGCUCCUACGGCGAGGAGCUGGGCCUAACCACCGACGACGAGGACUAUAUCGAUCCCACGCUGGACAACGGCAACGAGACGGACUUUGACUUCCAGACGGCCAUCGACGACGACAGUCAGUCGCAGCGCCAGUCGCAGCAGUCGAACCAGUCCACCCAGUCCAAUCCCCAGCUGCCCCACAGCGGCAACAGCAGCGCCAGCAGCGGCGGCGGUGCCAGCCGUGCCUCAGCGCCCCGCAAAUCUAAAACGAAAUACUUCUUCAACUCAUCCAAGUCCUCGGCCAACGCCUCGGCCAGCGGUUCGGACAACAACAAGACCAGGGAGAGUUCACGGAAACUCAACAAGAAGAUGAAACAGAACGCCAAAGAGUUGACGCUCAGCUCCGUGAAGCCGGCGGAGCAAUCGGUCAGUGUCACCAUGACCCAGGUGCCCCCAGCCAGUAGCAGCAGUACUGCCGGCUCCGCGACGAACACAUCCACCUCCUCCACAAUCGCCAAUCAUUCCGGUUCAGGAACGUUAACUGGUUCGGGAUCAGGCUCUGCCCCUGCAGCUCCUGCAGGUGGCAGCGAUAAGAAGAGUGCAGAAAAGAAAAUAAGUACGGUUUCCAGUUCAGGGGCAGCAGCGACGGCCGGGACGGCCUCAGUGUCCCACGUAGCUGGCACUUCAGGGUGUCCUGCGACGGAAUCCAAACUGGAGACCAAACGCAAGCUGAGCAAAAAUCACAAAAACGCCGAAGAGGCCGUGCCCACAGAUGUGUCCGACUCGUCGGACUCUGAAGCGAACAAUGUUCCAUUUGUGCCCACCACAGAAUGCACCUCCACGCACGAGGGCCGCCAGAUUGUUCACACCAUCCUGCCCAUCAACGUGGACACUCUGUUCAAUAUGCUCUUCAGUAAAUCCAAAUUCCUGACGGACUUCCAUGCCUCGCGCAAGUCCACCGACCUCAUAAUGGGCGAGUGGUCGAGGAACGAGGAGGGCCUGAAUGUACGAACCGUGAACGUCACGGUGCAGUUGGCCGCCUCCGUGGGUCCCAAGUCUUCAAAGGUAACUGAGUACCAGACCAUGCGGGAGUGCAGCAAGCCGGGGGAACUGUAUUCCAUAGACGUAAAUAGUGUAAAUGCAGGCAUUCCAUAUGCGGACAGUUUCAGUGUACUCAUCCACUUCUGUCUGGCCAGAACGGUGGAUGAUCACACGAUGUUGUCGGUGCACACCCAGAUCAAGUACAAGAAGUCGAUUUGGGGCGUUGUCAAGGGAUUCAUCGAGAAGAACACGUGGGCGGGGUUGGAGGACUUCUUCGGCUCCCAGCUGCACGCCCUGCAGAGUGAGACGUGCAUUCCGCCCGCCAAGGGCAAGGGACGUCGUCCGAGGAGAGGCAUGAAUAUCCCUCCAUCUGGGACAUCAACUGCAUCCGACACAGCAACUGCGACAACCACCACCACUACGGCAGUGGCCACCACCACGAGUACGGACAAUGACAGCAUUCACGAGGCGUCACAUCAUCUGUCACCUGUCACCGGCAACCUGUUGCUCCAAUCCCAUCAACAGCACCAGCACCAGCACCUGCACAUGCAUCACCACCACCACCAUCACCACGGUAGCCAGCAGCAUCAUCACCAUCAUCAUCAGCAUGGCCACCAAGAUCCCAGCAGGCCCUCCCAGCAUCAUCAACAGCUUUCCAAUCACCAUCACCAUCAUCAUCAGCAUCCCCAUUGGCAUCAUCGUAAGACAGUAUUUCAGUCGAGCCGAGGAACCGCCACACAAAUACGCCCCCUGGAGGAAGCAGGCGGCACGGCACAGCCGGGCAUUGCCGGCUUACCCGGCGACACCCUGGACACCCAGCCGCUCGUCCCCGGGGCUGCAGUCGGCGCCGCUCCCGGUCAUCCGCUGCUGCUCGAAGGCGGCAAGCUGCACCAGCAGUCCCAUCUCCACCACCAACAGCAGCCGCACCAACACCACCACCUACAGCAGCACCACCACCACCACAAGCAGCAGCAGCAGUUGCACCCGGGCGGCGACGACGACGGCCAGCCACUGGCGAUGGGUCAAGGGCAGGGUCACAGACUCGGUUUCAGAAACAGGGGCUUGUCGUUGUUGGUUAUUCUGUUGCUGUGCUUGAUGCUGGCAUUAAAUGUGAUAUUAUUACUUAAGCUCUGGAAGCUGGAGGAACGGAUUGACGUGGAUCUCAGUCGGCGGGCGCGACUGCCCAGCUUGGCGGCCUUAAAGGAGCUACCUAACACAAAUCAGGAAUGGCUGGAGCUGCUGCGCGAUCAGGAGAUUGCGCACGAAGCCGAGCUGGACAAAUGGCAGCAGGUGCUUCAGACUGCCAUCGAGUUGCUGAAAAAGGUGAGCAAUGUGUGCGAAAAGAUCUACAACGACGGCAAGCUGCGUCAGCGAAUCGAGUCGAUGUCGAUGCCGAUGCCGGCUCCGGCGCACAGUGAAUUCUAAGCGUCUCAUUAGGCCGUGAAUAACAUCAGUGCUACACCACCACCACCCACAUCAGGAACAGAAAUCAGCAAGCGACAGCUAAUUGCAACCUUAACACUCAUAAACCCCCACACACACACACAUGUAUACUUGCAGUGCGUUUCGAAAUUGUAAGACAUUUUGAUGCAGUCUUAGAAUAAGUCGAAGGAGUUUAGUUUUCUCUGGCAGCUAAUUGACACAAUAGUUUGUUCAUUAAAAGAGAAUGAAAAACCUUUCAGAAAAGUCUGUAAUUCAAAAUGCCUUAAAGCCAGGAAGCGCAGUGUUCUAGCGGACAUUUGUAACUGAUCUCUUAGUUAGUCUCUAGCAAUACACAAACCCGAAACUGUUGCAUGUCCUUCUCCCUCUGUUCAGGAAAUGAUUUCUCCACCGCUGACUGAACAACUACAGCCACCGGAGAAAUCAUUUCCUUAGCCAUAAGUUCUGUAUUCCGUAGAGAAAACUCAAGGCGAAGUCAUUUCGAUGUGUACCAUUUAUGAAAUUUAUAAGAACUGAAAUCAUGUUCGAACCAAAAUUCAAAAGUUCAGAAAGAGGCCAGUCCCACACACCCCCAGUCACAAAUUAUAAUUUUUGUAAGUAAUCCCUUAUUUUCUAAGAUACUCUGUGACUAACACUUUUUUUAUUUCUCAAUCUAACCACUCUUGGUUAAUGGUGUUUGCUUUUUAAACUUUAUGUUGAUAAUUUUGAGUCUUGUGUUGCAUAGCUCUUAUCCCAUUUUACUGAAACACCUUUUGUUUUUUCAGACUGAAAGAACUUUGGCUGAAAUGAUUGUACGCUAAGCAACUAAUUAAAUUGAAAUUGAAAUUGUGCAACUAGCAUAUUAAUCCAAUCCAAUUGUCUUCGACACAAGAAAGCGAAAUACGCAAAGCACACUAGCCCUUGGCGAAGUGCAGAGCCACAAAAAAAAAAAACAAAAUUAAACAAGAAAAUCUGAAAUUGAAUUUAAAAUUCAACUAAAAUUUAGUCACAACCUACAUUGUGUAAGAAGCAAAUUAAGAAAAGAAAAGAAAAGAAACUAACUGUCAUUUUGAAACAUUUACGAUUAUGUUGUAGUAGUUUAAGAGAAGCAGAGUGUAAUCUAGCUCGUAGGUAGCUGCAUUUUAGUUAGAUUAGAGCAAUUGUAUGUUUUUAAUCGCGGCAUUUAUGUACGUGUAGCACCCGUCGUUUGCUUGACUUUGAUUUAGACGAAAGUUUCUACGAAUUCCUCAAGUAUUUCAUAUCUUACAACAUACCAAAAAUCGUAGCGAAUCAAGGAGCGAGCGCCCUGAAUUUUUGUUUUAGAAAAUUCAUUUACACGUCAGAGUGUCUAGUGUCGAGAGGCGAGAGUUGAGAUUUGAGAGUCGAGUAAGCGCAAAAGCUGGCCAAUAAAAGCCCAAUAAGUAUAAUUAAUGUAAUCUGUAGUUGCCACUGUUUUUUUGGCCAGAAAGAAUUUGAUAAAACCGUUUAUACAAAACUGUUUAUUGUGUACGAUAUUUUUGUAAACCAGUCGAAACAAUUGUGAGCAAUGUUUUGGUUCUUUUGUGAAACUCCUGCUACUAAGUCUACACCCCAGAACCGUACACAGAAAACGGAUUUAAAUAUUUAAAGCGCUAAGCCAGAUGAAAACCAAUAAUUGCGUACUCUAUAUACAUUAUAUAUAUGUUACAUAUAUAUGCAUAUAUAUAGCCAAGUAUUGUUAGUCGGUAGUAGUUGCAUUUUAAAUCAAUAAGAGAACCGAAAUUCAAGAAAGCUAAUUAAAGCAGUAACUCGUGCUAGUUUCGAAUGUGAAUCGCAUUAAAAGGAAUAUUAAGGUAAUUAGUUAAGGUCAUGCAUGUUGGUUAACCCAAAAAAACAGUCAAAUUUGAGCCUCAGCCGAGUGGGCUUACAAUUUUUGUCACAACCUAGACUUUUAAGAAACCGAAUGUUACGCCGCAGCAAAGAAAAUUCUAAUUUAUUAUAAAACCGAAUAAAGAAAACAAUGUGUUUAA
Molecule: messenger RNA, 7538 nt
Organism: Drosophila ananassae
Lineage: Eukaryota; Metazoa; Arthropoda; Insecta; Diptera; Drosophilidae
Gene: GramD1B
Product: protein Aster-B
Exons: 11
Coding region: 1654-5535 (1293 amino acids)
Biological process (GO): intracellular sterol transport
Cellular component (GO): endoplasmic reticulum membrane; plasma membrane; endoplasmic reticulum-plasma membrane contact site
Molecular function (GO): sterol transfer activity; sterol binding
Source: RefSeq, a predicted model, not a curated record